Chelmon rostratus (copperband butterflyfish) is the source of this 1214-nucleotide messenger RNA. It is a transcript of the gene fra10ac1, whose product is annotated as FRA10A associated CGG repeat 1. The coding region runs from base 64 to 1071 and encodes 335 amino acids. Gene Ontology annotation, biological process: dephosphorylation. NCBI's taxonomy places the organism in Eukaryota, Metazoa, Chordata, Actinopteri, Chaetodontiformes, Chaetodontidae. Gene Ontology annotation, molecular function: phosphatase activity. The transcript is spliced from 14 exons. The record is from RefSeq and is a predicted model, not a curated record.
CGACGUGCUUUUCAUUUUGUAAACAGUUGCCCCCAGCUGCUGGAGACUACAGUUAGGGAACUCAUGGAUAAUCUUGUGAAGGUGCACGGAGCCGGCGGCUAUGACUCCGACUUCAGUGAUGAUGAUCAGCAGGGAGAGUCCUCAGGGAGAGGCCUUAAAAGGAAACGUGAGGAGGAGAUCCUACAGAAGCCUUUCCAGAAAGGUCGGCACUCGAAGGUGGCCCACAGGAGUUUACACUCUAAUGAACUUGACAGAGAGGAAGCCAGAAACAGAAGAGCCCAUUUGAUAUCAAUGAAUGCUUUUGAGCGACACAAGAAGUUUGUCAGUGACUACAUACUUUAUUAUGGAGGACAGAUGGCCGACUUCAAACGCUCUGUUGCCAAAGACAAAACCGAUCUGGAUGUACUGCGUGAGAAUCAUCGCUUCCUGUGGAGGGACGAGGACGAGGACGACAUGACAUGGGAAAAAGACCUUGCCAAGAAGUAUUAUGAUAAGCUGUUUAAAGAGUACUGCAUAGCUGACCUCAGCAGAUACAAGGAAAACAAGUUUGGAUUUCGUUGGCGGACUGAGAAUGAAGUUGUAUCUGGCAAAGGUCAGUUCCAGUGUGGAAACAAACGCUGUGAGAAGCAGGAAGGCCUAAAAAGCUGGGAGGUGAAUUUUGCCUACGUGGAACACGGCGAGAAGAGAAAUGCAUUGGUCAAACUCAGACUGUGCCCUGAAUGCUCUUUCAAACUCAACUACCACCACAAGAGGAAGGAGGUGAAAGCAAAGACUAAAAGGUUAUCGGAGGAGAGCCAGGAGCCGCCGCAGAAGAAGAAGAAGAAGAAGAAGAAGAGGAGGAGGAAGAGAUCGUCUUCACACUCCAAGAAGGACAAGCACAAGAGGCACAGAGAUCGCUCUGCCUCUUCCAGCAGCUCAGAUGAGUCACAGGACUCGGACAAAGACUCUGAAGCUGGUGACGAACCAGAGGGCCAAUCAGAGGCCGACCACUGGCGAGGACCCGCCCCUGCAUUGGAGGAAAAGUCAAGGGAGGAGGAGUUUGAUGAAUACUUUGAAGACAUGUUCCUUUGACUGCUGGUAUCAGCGGCAACCCUGCUGUGACGACGCUUCCUCCUGUGCACCGCUGACACCAAGCAUGUUCUGUUUGAGCCUUGUGUGCAUGUAGGUUUCUUUGAUUGUAUGUUUCAGUACCGCUACAGAAAUAAACUUCAUGU